AUUAAAAUAGGGGGCAAAAUAGUGCAACAGCAAGAACAAAAUCAACCAAACAUUUUAUUCGUCGGAUAUUUAAACAAAAAAUUAAAUUAAAUUUAUCUGGAAUGGCCGGAGACACAGAAAACAGUAGUUCGGAUACAACAAGCGAUCAGAUUGAUCUGUCGGUUUACAGGAAACUGGUCAAACAAUUCAUAGAAAUGCGGCGAUAUGGAACGGCUUUAUUUUGGGCUGAAAAGGUUGCCGUAUUAAGUAAUCAGGAACCGCGAGAUAUUUACUAUCAGGCUCAGUGUAUGUUUCUGUUGGGUGAAUUUCAUCGAGCAGCCCACACAAUCCACCACCAUAAGCUGGAGAAGAGCUCAUUACCCUGCUUCAAUCUGCUGCUCGAGAGUUUAUAUGCAGCCAAAGAGUUCAACGAGGCUGUCAAUGUGAUCCAAACCGUGGAGGUGGAACUUAUGACCAUCUCACUAAUCAAUCAACCCGUGGAAGCAGGCAGCGGCUACUAUAUGGAGAGCAACAGUGUCUUUGGUGGCGAGGAAAACUAUCGCAACGAGCUGCUCUCUUCUAUUUAUUUGAUGAAGGGAAAGGUCUACGAGGCUAUGGAUAAUCGUGGCAUGGCUAUGGAUUUCUAUAUUCAAGCCCUACACAAAUCAGUUUAUUGCUUUGAAGCUCUCGAAGCGUUGGUCCAGCAUGAAAUGCUAAUGGCCUGGGAGGAGUUUGAGCUAAUGCAACACUUGCCACUGGCACAACAAUCCAGCGAAACAGAUGCCAAACUUAUUCUUAAACUGUAUGAAUCCAAAUUAAAGAAAUAUUACGAGUUGAUAACUGCUCGCACUGCUGAUGAGAUUUCGCCCAUUGUUAAUCCGGACGUUCUACAGUUUAUCAAUGAGUUUACGGUGCGAAUUCAGCAAAAAAACAAAGAACCAGAAAAGGAACCACCAGCUGCUCCAAAGACUGGUGUCCCAAAAGCUCCACUAUUUCAGUUUAUGUCGCCAGCUCAGAAAGUUCUCGAAGAUCUGAAAGCUCCUACAUUCUCGUUGCAAACUAGUUUAUCGCGUGCAUCCUCUAUGAUGGAUGCCUCACACCGUUCCCUCUUUGAUUCCUCAAGUCGAAGGCGUUCACGAGACAUGGAAAACACAUUGCUCAUGUCUCUGGGAGAUUGCUUGAAUCGAAUUCAGCGAAGUACAGAUCUUAUGGCUGCCGAAGCAGAGAAAUGCUUCUAUGACUGCGAUUACAAACAGUGCCUUAAAAUCUUAAAUGACCUGCUUAAAAUGGAUCCGUUCCACAAUAAUGCAUUGACCAUACAAAUUGCCUGCCUGGUGGAACACGGCGAUUUCAAUCGUCUCUUCUAUGUGGCCCACAAACUGGUGGAUCGGUAUCCGGAUAAGGCCAUUGCUUGGUAUGCUGUGGGCUGUUACUACGACAUGAUUGGCAAGAGUGAUCCAGCCAGACGUUAUCUAUCGAAAGCCACUGCCUUGGAUCGUCUCUAUGGGCCGGCCUGGUUGGCAUAUGGUCAUUCAUUUGCCAAUGAGAAUGAGCACGAGCAAGCUAUGGCGGCCUAUUUCAAGGCCACACAACUGAUGCGUGGCUGCCAUUUGCCCCUGCUCUAUAUUGGAGUGGAGUGCGGUCUGACCAAGAAUUUGGAAUUGGCCGAAAAGUUCUUUUUACAAGCAAUGACCAUAGCUCCGCUGGAUGUUUGUGUCCUACACGAGUUGGGCGUAAUCAAAUAUGAAUAUGAAUAUUAUGAGGGAGCGGAAGCGAUCUUCCAAUGCACGGUAGACAUUGUAAAACAACGAGCCAAAACAAAUGGAGAGGAGAUUUCAUCACGCUGGGAGCCACUCUAUAUAAAUCUAGGACAUGCUUGCCGAAAAGUGCAGAAAUAUGAAGAGGCCUUGGUUAAUUUUAAAUUUGCUCUUCUGUUGAAACCCCAAACGGCUACCACAUACACUUCGAUUGGGUUUAUACAUGCUCUGCUUGGCUAUCUGGAUCCGGCCAUAGAGUAUUUCCAUAAGAGUUUAUCAUUAAAUCGUGAUUGCAUUGUAACAUCGACAAUACUGAAAACCUGCAUUGAGGAUCUUAUGGAUGAUCCGGCCACGAUUGAUGAAAUUUGUGGUGCCGCAUUGGCAGAUGUCACCAAGUCCAUUACGGAUAGUAGUCGACGAGUUCUUAACUCAGAUAAGUUCAAUGGCAUGAAACUCAAGUUCGAUGAAGAAGAGGAAUUUACCAAUACAGAUUCAAAUAUGGCUGUUGACAUGAGCUUCGAUACGUAAAACAAAAAACACACAUUAGGCUCAUCUCGCUCUUAUAUACUGUGUAUAUGCUGACUGCACUUGAACUUAAUUCCAUGUGAACACAGCAUACACAGCUGUUUUAACUAAUGAGCCAAGUCUUUGGGAUUUUUUCAUAUGUUUUUUCCCAUACCAUGUAUAUUUGAACUUGCCGUCUAUGAAGUUUUGGCGGCUUUUGAAGUAUUUAAGCGUGCGAGUUUUUAUCAUUUAGUUUAUAUUACUUAUAGUUGUGUUGGAAUCUGAAAGAUCUGUCUAACGAUCACAAAAAGAAACUUGAAUUUAUUUAAGAAAUUAAAUCUCCUAAAAGGA
Messenger RNA from Drosophila willistoni, 2591 nucleotides. It is a transcript of the gene Cdc16, whose product is annotated as cell division cycle protein 16 homolog. NCBI's taxonomy places the organism in Eukaryota, Metazoa, Arthropoda, Insecta, Diptera, Drosophilidae. Gene Ontology annotation, molecular function: protein binding. The transcript has 6 exons. Bases 102 to 2264 code for a protein of 720 amino acids. Gene Ontology annotation, biological process: cell division. The record is from RefSeq and is a predicted model, not a curated record.